AUGUCCUUGUAUCGAAGCUCGAUCUCAAGACAGCUCAUUUGCAAUACUGUCCAAGGAAUUAGAAUUAUAUCGCCACUAGCAGAUAUCUCUCCGAACCGACAAAGAAAUUAUUCAGAAAAUUGCGUUCACAUUACGGAAGUCGGUCCUAGGGAUGGAUUACAGAAUGAGACGAAGAUUAUCCCUCUUUCCACAAAACUCGAGCUCAUUCGAAAAUUAGUCAAUACGGGUCUCACAAGAAUUGAAGCUGGAUCUUUUGUAUCCCCGAAAUGGGUUCCGCAGAUGGCAGAUUCUAAUGAAAUUCUGAAGCACAUUCUUGAGAUGAGUCAGGGAGCGAAUGACGCGGUAGAAUAUUCUUUUCUCACGCCAAACAAACAUGGUCUUGAUUCUGUUCUCACUAUACUAAAGGAUUACCCGAAAUCUAAGGAUUCUCUGGCCUUACAUUGCCCUGCAACUUCUAGACCAGCGAUAAAAAUUGCAGUCUUUGCCGCCGCAACAGAAACCUUUUCCCAAAAAAAUCUAAACUGUUCUAUUGCAGAAUCUCUUGAACGAUUCAGGCCAGUAAUAAGCAUGGCCAAGUCAGCUCAUCUGCCUAUUCGUGCUUACAUCUCUGUGGUCCUAGGAUGCCCUUAUGAGGGUCUUGUAUCACCAUCAAAGGUGGCCUCACUUGCGACUAGUCUCCUCUGUAUGGGCGCUGAUGAGAUUGAUCUUGGUGAUACUACGGGUAUGGGGACAGAACCAGCUACGACAGAACUGUUGCGCACUAUUCAGAUUGCUGGAGUACCCUGCGAGAAGCUGAUUAUGCAUUUUCACGAUACCUAUGGAAUGGCGUUGAAAAAUACAGUGGUGAGCCUGGAACAUGGUGUAAGAAGCUUUGAUUCCAGUGUAGCAAGCCUUGGCGGCUGCCCAUAUAGUCCAGGCGCUACUGGGAAUGUUGGGACAGAGAAUUUAAUUGAAUUUUGUGUGGGUCAGGGAAUGAAGACGGGGGUGGACAUAAAUGCUUUGAGAGAUGUGGGUAAAUGGAUUGGUCAGAUUGUGGGAUGCAAUACUCGAAGCAAGAUUAACGUUGUUUGA
Molecule: messenger RNA, 1071 nt
Organism: Blumeria graminis f. sp. triticale
Lineage: Eukaryota; Fungi; Ascomycota; Leotiomycetes; Helotiales; Erysiphaceae
Source: the annotation of a GenBank genome assembly